AUGAAAAACGCAAUAAUUUCACACAACAUCGAUUUUGUUUGUUUUCUGAUGAAUGAAUAUCAACUCAAAAUCGAUUUUGUCUUGUGUAUUAUGUUCGAUAAUAUUCAAGCAUUUUUUGUAUAUUUAGAUCAAACAAGAGAAAUUUCAGUGUGUUUUGUUAAUUUGCCAUACUUUCGUCUUAAAUCACUUGUUAAUUAUUUCAUGCAGCAUGGAAUUGAUAUCAAUACAGUGGUUUUGUCUGAUACUGCUCUGAUUAAUUCAAUAAAAGUGGAAAGUUUGGAUUUAUUAGAAUAUCUUGUUUUAAAUGGAGCAAAUAUUAAUACUGGAUAUAAAUCAAGCCAUUCUCCCAUUCAUAUCGCAGCAGGUAGGGGUAAUGAAGAAAUCGUUCGGUUUUUAAUUUCACUUGGGGCUAAAAUAAAAAAUAAUAAAAAAAUAACACCGCCACUUCUUGUUGCUGCAGGCAAAAAUAAAAUUAAAAAUGCAAAGAUACUUAUAUCCAAUGGUGCUGAUAUUAAUGUAAAAGAUAGUGCUGAUAGGAAUGUUCUCUAUUUGUCAUUAGAAAAUUCAAACGAAGAAAUGACGAAAUAUUUUAUAUCAUGUGGUGCAGAUAUUCAUGCAAAAGAUUUUUAUGGCAAUACUACACUCCAUUAUGCAGCAAAGAACAAUUUAACUAACACAAUAAUAUAUCUUAUUUCUCAAGGUUUAAAUAUCAAUGAAAAAAAUUUAGAAGGAAAAACAGCACUACAUUAUGCAGCAAUGGGUAACUCUAAAGAUGCAGUUGAAUUACUUAUAUCACUUGAUGCAAAUAUUCACAUAAAAGACAACGACAAGAAACCAGCAAUUCAUUAUGUAAAAAUAAAUAAAUAUAAAGAAAUCAUCAGAAUUCUGCGAUCUCAUAAAAAUGAUCAUUAUGGUUUAAGACAUCUUUCACUCUGCAAUAUAGUCUAA
Messenger RNA from Trichomonas vaginalis G3, 948 nucleotides. RefSeq names its product protein ubiquitination. NCBI's taxonomy places the organism in Eukaryota, Parabasalia, Trichomonadida, Trichomonadidae. Gene Ontology annotation, molecular function: protein binding. The transcript has a single exon. The record is from RefSeq and is a predicted model, not a curated record. The coding region runs from base 1 to 948 and encodes 315 amino acids.